Cylicocyclus nassatus is the source of this 366-nucleotide messenger RNA. The record is from the annotation of a GenBank genome assembly. NCBI's taxonomy places the organism in Eukaryota, Metazoa, Nematoda, Chromadorea, Rhabditida, Strongylidae.
GUCGCUCGCCUCAAGCAGCCACUGCCCGUCCAAGUGUUCAAAAUCUGAUUUACAGGACCCAGAAUGAGACAGUCAACAAUUCUUGUUCUCCUUUUCUGGAUGAUCUCACUUGCUACAACACAGUUCAUCAACGAGCUCAAUCGACCUGAAUUCCUGAGGCCAGAUGUUCAAUUCCUGAAGCGAAGUUCGUUGUCGAAUAUGAUGAGGCUGGGUAAACGCGACUCGAAACGUGGAUCGCUUGGAAAUUUAAUGAGGCUUGGACGUUGAAGUCGACUGCAAAUGUUCUGAAAAAAGCAGUGAUCUCUCUGGUUUCUCAUCUGGUGUAUGAAUUGCCUAUUGAAAUGUCGAAUAAAUGGUUAGAGUAUG